Molecule: messenger RNA, 531 nt
Organism: Gregarina niphandrodes
Lineage: Eukaryota; Apicomplexa; Conoidasida; Eugregarinorida; Gregarinidae
Exons: 1
Coding region: 1-531 (176 amino acids)
Source: RefSeq, a predicted model, not a curated record
AUGACCAGCAGUGAGCACCCGACGUCAGCAACAACGCACCUCGACGCCGACGAGAACACUCACUCUCAGGGGCACCCGGCUGCCGGGCCGGCACACCCGUAUCGGCACCAGCUGGCGACAGCUACUGGAUGUAUCGACCCGGCAGUGGGUUACGUCUACGCUUCGCGGUUCCCUGCAGCAGUGGAGAUGGAGACUGAGAAGCAGAGGAACGAGUGGAUUACGCAGGUUACCCGGAGAGAGUUCACCCCCUACACUGCCCAGAACGAACGGGAAUUUGAGGAAUGGGUUGACAAGAUUGCGGAAGAGGUGAGCCAGCGGACGUUUCGAAUGCAUGAGCCUAGUCUGAUCAAUAUCGUGAUCGGACAGCUCCCGGUGGCGUUGAAGCAGUUGGUGGCGGAGUUCUCGCUCGAGGACCGGCAGGAGGUAGAGUGCUGCCACAUACUCGCACUUCACGCUAUUACUUGCGCACAGUACGUGAACUGGAUUUUGGCUAUGACCGCCCUAGCGGUGCACUGGAUUGGUCACGCGUAA